GCCCUGCGCUGCUCCUGCCGGCUCCCUGCGGCCGGCACCUCCGGAGCCACGGCUGUUUGUGCAGAUGGUCAGAUCGGAUGCUGGGGACAAAUCUGCCCUCAGAGGGCGGGGAGGGCCUGGCACAGUUUGCCCAGACAAGCUGGGCUGCCCCAUCGUGGAAAUGUCUGAGGCCGGGUUGGAAAGUGUCCCUGCCCAUGUCGGGGUGGAACAAGAUGAGCAUUAAGGUCCCUUCGAACCCAAACCAGUCUGGGAUGUCUCAGCUGCAGAUCCAGAGGAGGAGGAGGAGUUGCUCAGAGGAUGGGACAGGAAGUCUUGGCUUGACCACAGUGAUUCUGAAAGUCAAGAAAGUGAAACUCAACACAUCCCUUCUCCAACCAGGCAAACCGCAGUGCAUGCAAGUUCAUCCUUCCCACCCCUCUCCUCUUCCUCCCUGCUCCCAGAGGAGAGCUUCUAGCAAACGGAGCUGCUCACACUGCCCUGUCUUCAGCCUGCACCAAGGAAGCAGGAUGCAGCCUGGAGUCUUGCUGGCAGCCAGCACCCUGGCAGCAGUGCUGGGCAUGGCCCUGCUGGAGGAUGGAGUGUGUAGGGCACCGGAUGGCAAGAACGGCUCCCCUGGAGUCCCUGGCCGUGAUGGGAGGCCAGGGCAGAAAGGUGACAUGGGAGAGCCAGGGAGACCAGCGCUGAGCCCGAGCAUCAAGGGAUCCAAAGGGGAUGCAGGCGAACCAGGGCCUCCUGGCAAACCAGGCAUGCGUGGCCCACCUGGCUUUCCCGGCCUCGGGGGGGUGCCAGGGGUGCCAGGGCCACCGGGGCAGAAAGGGCAAGCUGGCGAUAUUCUGGGGCACCCGCAUCCCGCCUUCUCCGCCUCCAGGCUGUCCCCGCCACGCGUGGACACGACGGUGGUGUUUGACAGGAUCAUCACCAACCAGGAGAACUCCUACAGCCCCCAGACCGGGCAGUUCACCUGCCGCAUUCCCGGCCUCUACUACUUCGCCUUCCAGGUGGUGUCCAGCGGAGACCUGUGUCUGAGCAUCGCCAGGAACGGGCUGGGUGUGGCCAGCUUCUGCGACAACAGCCGCGGCCUCCUGCAGGUGAACUCGGGCAGCAGCGUGCUCAGCCUGGCCCUGGGUGACCAGGUGUCCCUGACCACCAACCCCGCCCAGGGCAGCUCCAUCUACAGUGGCUCCGAGGCCGACAGCGUCUUCAGCGGGUUCCUGGUGUCCCCAGAGAUGGCCUGAGGGACUCCCACAGCGUCGUGGGGUGUCUGCCUGCCUGGCUGCUCCCUCUGGGUGUGUGGGAUGCUUUAGUGCCACAGCGCGUGGGGAUUGUUCCAAACUGAGCAUCCAGAAGUGUUCUGUGCUUCCAGCAGUGUCACAGCUGGCCAAGCUCUGGGUCACCACUGCAGCACUCAGCUGCAUGCUGAGCCUGCCUGCACUGUCCUGGAGGCUGAGGACUCUCAGCCCUUUCUCCUCCUGGGCACUCGAGCUCCACUCCCAGUUGUCACAGCUGUGGCUCUUUGCUCCUGAGUGGGAAAUCACUGCCUGCUGCUGCUUCUGCUCCACUAACCACUGCAAAAGCCUUCCUGGCACUGGGACACAUCCUGUCACAAAAUUCCCAUAUAAAUGUAUAAAUAAAUACUUCUACCACUA
This is a messenger RNA of Taeniopygia guttata (zebra finch), 1646 nucleotides long. RefSeq names its product complement C1q A chain (gene C1QA). The record is from RefSeq and is a predicted model, not a curated record. Lineage: Eukaryota; Metazoa; Chordata; Aves; Passeriformes; Estrildidae. Gene Ontology annotation, molecular function: protein binding.